Sipha flava (yellow sugarcane aphid) is the source of this 3120-nucleotide messenger RNA. Its product is annotated as zinc finger MYM-type protein 1-like. Bases 1 to 3120 code for a protein of 1039 amino acids. The record is from RefSeq and is a predicted model, not a curated record. NCBI's taxonomy places the organism in Eukaryota, Metazoa, Arthropoda, Insecta, Hemiptera, Aphididae. Gene Ontology annotation, molecular function: protein dimerization activity. The transcript is spliced from 7 exons.
AUGAAACGUAUUAACAAUUAUUUUACUAGCAAUGCCAAAAAAAAAUGUACAACUCAAUUGGAUGCUAUUAAAAAUAUAAGUUCUACCCCUUCUGACAGCUCUAAUUGUAAACUUACGACUGAGAAAGUCUUCAACAAAGAACCAUUAUUCUUAACAGAUUCUUGUAAAUUACAAUUUGAAGAUGAUGACAAUGUGACAAAAAAAACAAGGGAAAAUGAUUCCAGUGAUAAUGAUCAUGAUGAUAACAGUGAUAUUACAUCAAAUCUGGAUUAUAUCAAUACAAGUAGUGAUGAUAUUGAUGACUGUAAAUCUGAAGAUGCAAUUUAUGAAGCUAGUGAUUUUACAUCAGUUCCAACAAGUAGCCCAACAGUCAAAACUGUUAAACUAGUUCCUGGACCAAAAGAUCUUUCUCAAACCCUAGAUGAUGGACCAAAACAGCCAAGAUUGGUAACUUACCCUAAAACAAAAUUUGGUAAAAGAAUGAGACAUUUCUCAUCAAAAUGGUUUGAUAUUUAUAAUUGGCUUGAGUAUAGUGUUAUAGAUAAUUCUGCUUUUUGUUUUCCAUGUUGUUUUUUCUCCAAAAACAAAGAUAAACCAAUUUUUAUAAGUGUAGGUUUCAAAAAUUGGAAAAAUGCAUUAGAUCAUAAUUCAGGUUUAAGGAAACAUAACAAUAGUGAAGAACAUAAGAUUUCAAAUACUAUGUGGGUGUCCUACUCAGAUGUGAAAAAAUUAGGUAAUUUGUCAGUGGCAUCUUUGAUAAAUGAAGGUCAUAAGAAAUUAGUUUUAGAAAAUCGAAAUUAUAUUAAGAUUAUUGGGAGAACUUUGCUGUACACUGCUUUACAAGGCAUAGCACAGAGGGGUGACAAUGAAGAAGAAAGUUGUGCUAACCGUGGUAACUUUAUUGAACUCUUAAAUUUAAUCGGUGAUAUUAGUGAUGAAUUUAAAAGUAAAAGAAAAACAUUACCUAAUAAUGCUAAAUAUACAAGCCCUCAAAUCCAGAAUGAAAUAUUUUCAAUUUUCUAUAAAAUGAUCCAUAACAAAAUUAAUGAUGAAUUAAAAAAGUGUCAGUAUUUUUCUAUAAUUGUUGAUGAAACAAAAGAUAUUACAAAAGUGGAACAGUUAUCAGUUAUAUUAAGAUAUUACUUAGAUGGGAUAGUAUAUGAACGUUUCAUGGGUUUUAAAGCUGCACAGUCAUUAACAGCUAGUUCUCUCUUUAAAUAUAUUAAAGAAAUACUUUCUGUCAGUAAUGUUGAUAUAUUGAAAUGUGUUGCUCAGACCUAUGAUGGAGCCAGUGUCAUGAGUGGAAAAAAUAAUGGGGUACAAGCAUUAUUUCGUCAAGAAGUACCCCAGGCUAUAUAUGUACACUGUUACAAUCAUAGGCUUAAUCUUGUAAUUUCUGACGUAUGCAAAAAUAUUCCAACUGUAAAAAUGUUUUUUGAUAUUAUAGAAAAUUUAUACGUAUUUGUAUCUGGUUCUGCUAUACACUCAAAAUUUAUGGAAAUUCAAACAAUUAUGAAAUACAAACCUACUGUUGAACUUAAAAGAAUAUGUUUGACAAGAUGGACGGCUCAAGUCUUUGCUUGCUUAGCAUUAAAGAAAGGUCUUAGUCCACUGCUAGUUUUAUUAAAUAAAUUGAUAUUUGAGCAAGGUGACCGUGCGGCUGAAUCAAAGGGCUUACUACAUUUAAUAGAUUUUGACUUUGUAUUUAAUUUAAAUAUGUUUUGUGAUAUUCUUCAAACUCUAAAAACAACAAGUGAUUAUUUGCAAAAUGUAAAAGCUGAAAUGGCUGAAUCCUUAGUCCUUAUUUCAUCAAUCAUAACUACUUUUAAAACCAUGAGAACUGAUGAAACCGGGAACAACAAUUCCAAUUUUAAUAAAAUGUACAAUGAGGCUAUAAAUAUUUGUAAAGAAAAUAGCAUAUCAAUACCAAAUGAACAUAAUGAACAUAGUAAAAAAAAAAGAACAAAAAAAGUCCCCGAAAAAUUUAAACAGUACAUAUUUACUGAAAACAGUUCUUUAGAAACUAAUUGGGUUUCAUCAAAAAAUGGUUUACGCCGACAUGUAUACCUACCUGCCUUGGAUUAUAUAAUAAAAGAACUAGAAGCACGAUUUAUAGAUAAUUAUGAUGUAUUAUCAUCAAUAUCUUACUUACAUCCCCAAAAUUCACAGUUUUUAAACUAUGAUAAUUUGAAACCUUUAGCUGCCCAUUAUAAUCUUGAUCAAGACAAUCUAAAAGCAGAACUAAAAAUUUUACCUACAACAAUUAAAAAAUAUCAAAUUCAUUAUAAUAUUAAGGUAAACAACCUAAUGAACCUAAUUGAACUACUUGAGAAGUAUAAGUUAGCUUUCAAUGAAACGUAUAAGCUAGCUAUUAUAAUAAUAACUAUUCCAGUAUCAAGUGCAGCCUGUGAAAGAACUUUUUCAUGUCUGAGGCGACUGAAAAAUUAUAUGAGAAAUCGAAUAACAAAUGAACGUUUGAACAAUUUGUCUUUAAUAAGCAUAGAAAAAAAAAUUUCUAAAAACUUAGAUUUAGAUACUUUUAUUAUAUUUACUAUCAAUUCAAUACCAAUGGGUAAAGUUAGUGGAGUUGGUGUAGUCAAGAAAGCAAAUCGGGUUCGUAGAGUAUUUUGUCCCAUUUGGAAAAGACCUAAUCAUAAGAACUGCAACUGUUUGGCUGACGAAAAUGAGAUCAACGACAUAACUGGAUAUGAAUGUAUAAUGACUUCAGAGAAACAAUUACCAAAAAUCAAGUGUAAACGAGUACGACCAGAAAACACUAAAAUAGUUGAAAUCAAUUAUCAACCGAGCACAGAGAAAAAUCUUGGUAUUGAUAAUCUAAAUGUUUUUAUUAAUCAUCAAACAAUUUGUAAUCCACCAUCAACAAUAUUAUUGGGUUUGACUAUUAGUAAUAUGAUUUUUGUUCUUGCUCCAUCAAUUUCAAUUAUCAUUGCCCUUUCAACGUUAGCCACCAUUCGAUCAUCAUCUACUUUAGCAAGAGUACAUAAACGUAAACAAUCCUCUAUUGCUAAUUUUCUACCAAGAAAAAUGACACUAGAUGAAAAGAAAUGCUUGGAUAAUGCAUUACUGAAUAUGAUUGUGACUGAUUUUCAAUCAUUUUAA